Messenger RNA from Elgaria multicarinata webbii, 1186 nucleotides. RefSeq names its product serine protease inhibitor Kazal-type 5-like. The coding region runs from base 106 to 999 and encodes 297 amino acids. The record is from RefSeq and is a predicted model, not a curated record. The transcript is spliced from 12 exons. NCBI's taxonomy places the organism in Eukaryota, Metazoa, Chordata, Lepidosauria, Squamata, Anguidae. Gene Ontology annotation, molecular function: protein binding.
UGCAGUGCAUAUUGGCCUUAUUUCAAGAAGGGGUAUGUUUCCUGUACCAGAGAGCUUAAUCCAGUGCGUGACGCUUUUGGCAAACAACAUAACAAUAAGUGCAUAAUGUGCCUACAGAAGUUCAAAAAUGGAGGUACAAUGACUUCUGUUGAAAAGAACCCACCACAAAAUGGAAAUAAUGUGAGGGGUGAUGAAUGCUAUGAGUAUCGAUCACAGAUGGGGCCUGAUGGAGAGCUCUUCUGCACCCGUGAGAAUAACCCAGUACGUGACACUUCCGGCAACACUCAUAGCAACAAGUGCAUCAUGUGUGCAGAGAAAUUCAAAAGAGAAGCAAGAGAAGGCAAGAUUGGCGGUGGAGGUGGUGGAAGAGGACAAAGCCUGAAUGCAAAUGGGAACAGAAUCGCUCAAGGGAACCUAAAUGGAGGGAACUUAAACGAGAAAAACUGCAAUGAAUAUGGUGGGUCACUUCAAAGAUACGAUGCAAACAACCCCUGCUCAGUGAAUAAUCGGAUUGCACAGGGUGAUUAUAGAUCGUAUACCAAUUGUGGAGGGAUGGGAACAUCGACAUACUACAAUGAAAAUUGCCAAAGAGGACCUUUCAGCAACAGACAGAAAAGAAAGGCUGUCAAGUUGGACUGCAGUAAAAUUCUAGCUGAUCUCGAGAAGGAAGGGACUUCCUGCAGUGCUCUGUGGUCUCCUGUUUGUGGCACUGAUGGCAAAACAUACAGAAAUAAAUGUUUCCUGUGUUCAGAGAUACUGAAAGCUGAACAUAUCCUUGCACUAAAGCAUGAAGGUGAAUGUCCUGAAGUUGGUCGUGGAACGGUUAACUGCAGUAAGUAUCCCCAAAACAGAGGAAGAGUUCUUUGCAAGAGGAGCAUUCAGGAAGUUUGUGACACAGAUGGUGAGACACACCGCAAUGAAUGUAUGCUCUGUGACAAAAUCCUGAAAACUAAAUCUGAAAUUGGCAUCAAGAAUAUAGGACCAUGCCCUAAGAUGUAAAGCAGUGCAGGCUGCCAGAAAGUUUGAAGAAGAAAGAGUGACAAAGAGCAGGUGAUGGAAGAAUUGACACUCAGAACCAAGGAAGCUGCUGAAUCCUUAAGUGCUGCUAAGCCUGCCUUCAUCCUAAAUAUAAGGAUCAAUUUCAUAUCUGUAAUAUAUGGUCAAUGAAUGUGCACUAAGGAGACAG